AUGUUCUACGUCUCAGAGCUUAAUCUCAGAGGAAAGGGCCCUCUAGCAAGGUUGUGGCAAGCUUGUCACAAUCCCAAGAAAAUUUCAAAGAAGAUAGCUGAAGACUUCAGCUAUCAAGAGGGGUUCAAAGCCAUUGUUGAACCAGAAAACGACAGAAUAUAUGCUCUGAGAUUAAAUGGACAGCUGCUACUUGGCUUUGUGCGAAUGCAUGACGCAAAAGUUUCCUUCUUUCAGGAUACGAUUAAAUAUGCGCAUGACCGGUUAAGUCUUGCAUUCAAUGCCGGCUUGUCCAAAUCGGUGGAUAUGAAGAUUUCUAAAAAAGCGGACAGCAGCAAGAAAGAUAGCAUCACCUUGUCUCAAAGCGUUGUAAAUGAUUUAUCAAUGCUCGACAUACCAGAGAUUGAUUUGAAAGAAAGUCACCAGACAAAUAUUCAUCAUACAAGCGGAAUCGAUCAAAAUACCGACUUGUUGAAAACCGAAAGGAAGCAGAAAAGCUCAAUGAAAAGCAACAAGCGCAAAUUGAAAAUGGAUGUGUGCAUUCAAGUUUCCAAAGAGGAACAGAGAAUGUGGGUAACAGACAAGGAGUGGCAAAAAGAGCUGGGAAUGGCCAAGAAUGCGAUUGUCCCGGCAUUUGAAAGACGCCGUAAAAUGCUCCGAUCCGACCGAGAAAUUUCAGAUGAAUUGCAAAGUGACUUUGUCAAGUUGCACAACGACGACUUCAACGAUGAAAGAGGGAUUUUUGACGAGAUCGAUUUUGCCAACGUCGCACCGGACGCAUUUUCAUUUGACGAAAGCCCCCAUGAACGAUCUUCACGUGCCUCUGGAGUCUCUAGAUUCACAUCCUUCGGGGGAUUAGAGAAUGAUUCCGUCAGCAGAUCGUUAGAAUUCGAAUCUCAGACUCUUGGCUUUGUACAGUCAGAUGCCAAUGAGUCAGGUAGCUGCGUUUUUGCUGAUCAGCUGGAUGGAAAGAUCUCCUCUCAUUUACCCGAUGAGGAUUCUCAGCUGUCAUUUGGUUCAAUUCUCAAGGGAAGACCCUCCAAACGGACUGCAUCAAGAUGCUUCUAUUUCCUCCUCACACUCAUGAACGAGAACGUUGUGCGAUUGGAGCAAAGCACUCCCUACGAGGAGAUACAAAUAUUGCCGACUGCAAAUACGGCCAUGUAUUCAGCCUAG
Guillardia theta CCMP2712 is the source of this 1173-nucleotide messenger RNA. RefSeq names its product sister chromatid cohesin complex subunit Rad21/Scc1 (gene Rad21/Scc1). The record is from RefSeq and is a predicted model, not a curated record. Bases 1 to 1173 code for a protein of 390 amino acids. Gene Ontology annotation, cellular component: synaptonemal complex; cohesin complex. The transcript has 11 exons. Gene Ontology annotation, molecular function: chromatin binding; protein binding. Gene Ontology annotation, biological process: replication-born double-strand break repair via sister chromatid exchange; mitotic sister chromatid cohesion; synaptonemal complex assembly. Lineage: Eukaryota; Cryptophyceae; Pyrenomonadales; Geminigeraceae.